Molecule: messenger RNA, 780 nt
Organism: Clupea harengus (Atlantic herring)
Lineage: Eukaryota; Metazoa; Chordata; Actinopteri; Clupeiformes; Clupeidae
Product: NADP-dependent oxidoreductase domain-containing protein 1-like
Exons: 5
Coding region: 328-741 (137 amino acids)
Biological process (GO): L-proline biosynthetic process
Molecular function (GO): pyrroline-5-carboxylate reductase activity
Source: RefSeq, a predicted model, not a curated record
GGCAUAAAACCUCCCAACAUCAAAGUUUCAUCUAGAAGACCCGAAACGCUCGAAGAUCUGUCUGUGGUGGGCAUAGAAUGUUUCUAUGACAACCAGCGCUUGGCAUCCUGGGCUGACGUGCUGUUUCUGUGCUGCCUGCCGUCCCACCUGCUCCAGGUGUGUGCUGACAUCAGAGCACACCUGUCCCAUUGCUGUGUAGUGUACAGCUUCAUCUCCACAGUCCCUGUCAAGAGAUUGGCUCAGCUGCUUGGCCACACCUCCAUCCUCAGACCAGCCUAUGAGUUUGUGUCAAGUGACGCUGGGUGGGCGUGUCCUCCAGAACAUUCUAUGAUGGCUGCUCUCAAAAAUGUGGAGCUGAUCGCAGCCUCCUGCCCCCUAUCUAUGAGCCGUGGUGUGCGUAUCGGUGAUGAAUGGCUGCCAGCAGUGCUGUACUCCCUGCUGAACAUGUGCUGUUCUGUGCUGCCACUAGAGGGGGCACUAGAGCUCCUCAACCAGCUGCUGAGGCUUCAGUCUGACUCCGCCCUCUCAGUCCACCACCUCAUCAGCCACUCGUGUGCUUCCUCUCAGUCCCCACUCAGGCCCCUUCUCUGGAUUAGCUUGGCUGACGUCCAGUCCAGAGACACUCCGUUGUCAUGGCACCUGAGUAGAAGCCCUGCUCUAAGGGAACGUCUGUCAACCCUGUACUUUACAACCCUAACACCAGGGGGCAGCAAAGACCAGGACAUCGGUUGCCAAUCAUAAUCAACACCAGCUAAUGCGGUUUUGCUGUUUGAACAUUAC